UAAAAAUUAAAUAGUAUAGAAAUUUUGUGCGCGCCUUCAUGUUAAAUUUCUCGCAGUUUUUCGUUAAUUUGUUGAAACUUGUGAAUGAAGUUUAAUGUGAUGUUUGUUCCAUUCAGAAAUUUCCUGCUCACUUUCAAAUGGCAGCAAUAUUUAGCAGCAUCUUUGGCAAGCUACGGCAGCCUAUGCACGGGCAUGGCGAUGGGGUGGACCUCCCCCGUGCUCCCCCAGCUGCGGGGGGAGAACUCCCCUCUCCCCCGGGAACCUACUCUGCAAGAGGAGUCCUGGAUCGGCUCUCUUCUGGUGUUGGGAGGACUCUUAGGUCCCCUCAUAACGGUACCGCUAUCCAAAUACAUCGGCCGGCGUUGGAUCAUCAUGAGCACAAACCUUCCUCUGCUGCUGGGGUGGCUCCUGGCGGGCGUGGCUUCGAACCUGGCCACCCUGUACGUAGCCCGGCUGCUGUGGGGCUGCGCCACGGGGAUGCUGUUCGCCACCGUGCCCAUCUACAUUGGAGAGAUCGCUGAGGAUAAAAUACGCGGCUCCCUCAGUGCCCUAUUCCUGCUUUUCAUCAACGUGGGCUUCCUACUCGCCUACGCCAUCGGACCAUUCACCUCGUACUGGGGUCUGACUGCCGCUGGUGGGAUCCUGUCACUACUGUACCUGCCUUGCACCUGGUUCAUACCAGAGACUCCGUUCUUCUUGGUGUAUAAAGGUCGUCACGAAGAAGCAUCAACAGUACUCCAAAAGCUGCGAGGAUCCAGCAAGGAAGCCGUCCAGCCUGAAUUGGAGGGUCUUCAGGCACUGGUCUCCAGGGAGUUCCAGGUGGAACCCAGGAUACAGGACCUUUGGGCCACCAGAGGCAAUGUGAAAGCAUUAGGCAUCUGCGUAUUCCUGGCGAUGUUGCUCCAACUGUCAGGCAUCGACGUGCUGCUGUUCUACAUGGAGGAACUGCUGGCCAAAGUGGGCACCUCCAUAUCAGCUUCCGACGGGACCAUCAUCAUGGGAGUGGUCCAGGUGGUAACCAGCUGUGUCACUCCGCUGGUGGUGGACAAACUUGGCAGGAAACUCCUCAUGUGGACCACCUCACUGGGCCUCACCAUAUUCUUGUUUUUAAUCGGGGUGUACGCUCUACUCGACUCGUACUACAAAUAUGAUAUGUCGUCGGUCACCUUCCUACCGCUGCUGUGCCUUAUCAUCUACAUGAUUCUCUUCACUCUGGGUGUGGGUCCAGUGCCAUGGAUCCUGGUGGCGGAGAUGUUCCCCGUGAAGAGCAAGUGCCUCGCCAGCGGUAUCUGCUCGUUCAUGUGCUGGCUAGCGGGCUUCAUAUGGACCAGGUUCUUCCGAGACGUGGCGGCAUCUUACGGUAUUUACACGGCGUUCUGGAUACUAGCCGUGUGCUGCGGCAUCGGCUUCAUAUUCUCCGCCACGUUGUUACCAGAGACCAAGGGAAAAACGUUCGAUGAGAUACAGGACUUGCUCAAUAAGAGGACUAAAGAAGAAAAGCCUGCUGACGACGUAUAAAUCAUUUAUAAUAAUACUAUUUUUUACAUCAAACUAGAAUAAAUCUAUACAAUUAUGUUAAAUGUGUUUUUAGGUGCUAAUUUAUUAUAAAUAUACAAUUAAAU
Messenger RNA from Amyelois transitella, 1622 nucleotides. Its product is annotated as facilitated trehalose transporter Tret1. Lineage: Eukaryota; Metazoa; Arthropoda; Insecta; Lepidoptera; Pyralidae. Gene Ontology annotation, biological process: transmembrane transport. Bases 85 to 1518 code for a protein of 477 amino acids. The record is from RefSeq and is a predicted model, not a curated record. The transcript is spliced from 11 exons. Gene Ontology annotation, cellular component: membrane. Gene Ontology annotation, molecular function: transmembrane transporter activity.